This is a messenger RNA of Carya illinoinensis, 1559 nucleotides long. RefSeq names its product mitochondrial aspartate-glutamate transporter AGC1. The transcript is spliced from 6 exons. Bases 210 to 1340 code for a protein of 376 amino acids. Gene Ontology annotation, molecular function: transmembrane transporter activity. The record is from RefSeq and is a predicted model, not a curated record. Lineage: Eukaryota; Viridiplantae; Streptophyta; Magnoliopsida; Fagales; Juglandaceae. Gene Ontology annotation, biological process: transport.
AUUUUCUAAACAUCAGAAAGGCCUGACUGAACAUUCUCGCCUUUAGCUCUACAACCGAUUGAGCCGGCCCUGGCGGGUGGGAACUCAGGGAAGCUCUCUGAUGCUGAAAGCUUCCCAUCUCCAUCUUCCUUAGCUGCCAUCCUUUAUCUGCAGAGCCUCUUAGCGACGCCGUCACAAGAGCACCAUCUCCUGUACUAAUACUUCUUCAGAUGGAUGACUUGUGGAAGAACCGAUUGUUUGCAACCCAUGCGAUUGCUGCCACAGGGUCUGUGACAUUGGGCAUAGCUGUCACUUACCCUCUUGAUACUAUCAAAACCCUUGUCCAGGUUGGUUCAGGUUCCGGUAAACAGUUGACUACUGCAAAGGUUUUAGACAGAGUUCGAUCAUUAUCUGGAAUUUCAGGUUUAUAUAGUGGCUUUGGGUGGUUGGCUUUGGGGAGAAUUUUAGGUGUUGGAUCACGCUUUGGGAUCUAUGAAAUUUUGACAGCUUUCUAUAAAGAUGGACGGGAAGACAAUUUUGUCCAUGUCUCUGAGGCCCUACUGGCAGGAAUUGCAGCUGGUGCAGUAGAAUCACUCAUAAGCUCUCCCUUUGAACUUUUUAAACUUCGUGAGCAGGUCAAAUCUGCUUCUCCCCUUCAAAGCUCUAGCUCUGUCACUGGAAAGGCAACUGUUGCACCUGUGAUUGCAAAAUUACUACGAGGAUACUCGCCAGACAACAAGGCAUUUAAUCAUUCUGUUGGCCUUUUGUCCACACUAGCAACCAAACAUCCCAAUAUGAUGGGUGCAUUACAAGAGUACCCAUGGAUGAUUACUGGGUCUGGGAGGCCACCAUCUGUCUAUGAUGUUAGGAGGCCAUCAGACGUCAUCUCUUUGGAAGGAUGGGGUGCAUUAUGGAGAGGUAGCCGGUCAGGAGUUGUUCGAGAUUCUGUCUUCAGUGGCAUUUUCUUCUCUAGCUGGCAAUUUCUUCACCGAGCAAUGCUUGACUGGAAAGCAGUUGGGAUGCAUCCCUCUCCCAGGUCAGAUGAAGAAAUCGGGCCUCUGUCUCCUUUAGGUGUUAGUCUUGCCGCUGGGUUUUCUGGUUCUGUAGCUGCUGCAGCUUCUCAUUGUUUUGACACUGCAAAAAGUCGAUCGCAAUGUGUUGUGCUGCCCAAGUAUGUCGCAAUGGAGAGGCAGCAUCUCAAAUGGAGCCUGCCGGGGAAUCGGUUUGAGAGAAUUACGGGGAUUCAUCCCGCAGAUAGGAAUCUCCUGUUCCGUGGAAUUUGGUUGAGGAUGGCUCGCAGUGGUUUUGCAUCAUUCAUGAUUGUGGGCAGUUAUUUCUUAUCAGUUGAUUAUCUUGUUUGAAUGGAGAACAAAAUGGCAUAGAACUGGCUAUCUUUUUUCACAGGCAAUUGAUUUGGCAAACAAUGCUUUCUCAAGAGAAAAGGAUAAGGAAAAUAGAGGAAGAUUUUGAUUUGGGCCACUAUAAAUUAAGCAGUGUUGUGCAUUGCCUUCAUGAAACAACUUAUCAAAAUCAUAUAGACAUUUUAUAUAUCCGAUCACCCAUUGUGGCUUAUUUUUAAA